UAACCGCCACCAGGAGGACUAAAGAGAGACUUCGACUACUAUCUCUACUCAGAUCCCUUUCGACUCUCGCGCAAAAUAGAUAGACAUUGUUCCCGAACAUUGACACACUUGUUAAUUAUUUUCCAAUUUAGUCAACAUCUUCGUAAGGUUUAGUAAGCGACGUUUGUAUGUGCACAGAAGACUGAAGCCAUAGUUCCUGCUUCUUUGGUUUCACGUUGUUUUCGUUUGCAGAAAUCGUUCGCCUUCGUUGGAGAAACUUAAGUUCAAGUGAUCGUUGUGGAAGAAGGAAUUCGGCAUUUUGCUCGAAAGUUUUGUUAAGUAAGAAGAAAAAGAAAAGAAGAGAAAACCAUGGCAGAAGCCGUUGCUAGUCAGCCAAGCUUAGUGGCCAACAAUCAUGCCCUUUCGCCGAUGAGACCCAGUCCUCAGCCGCUAAUUGCGAAGCAAGAGAAUAACUCUGACAAUUUCUGGAAGUCUCAGUUGAAGAUCCCACCCAAGGAUCGUAGAAAACAGACUAGCGAUGUUACCAACACUAAGGGAACAAGUUUUGAAGACUUUUGUCUGAAGCGUGAAUUGUUGAUGGGUAUCUUUGAAAAGGGAUGGGAGACACCUUCACCCAUUCAAGAGGUUGGAAUUCCUAUGGCUCUGACUGGGCGUAAUAUCCUGGCUCGUGCUAAGAAUGGAACUGGAAAAACAGGUGCUUAUUGUAUACCAGUUUUGGAACAAGUAGUUCCGUCUGAGCAGCACAUUCAAGCAUUAAUUGUUGUGCCAACACGUGAACUGGCAUUGCAAACAAGCCAAAUCUGCAUUGAACUAGCUAAACAUUUGGAUAUUCGUAUCAUGGUGACUACUGGUGGUACUGACCUGAAAGAUGACAUUAUGAGGAUCUUUGGAAAAGUUCAUGUUGUGAUUGCCACUCCUGGUCGUGUUUUGGAUCUUAUGGAAAAGAAGAUUGCAGUAAUGGACCGUUGUAAGGUCCUUGUUUUGGAUGAGGCUGACAAACUGCUCUCUCAAGACUUCAUGGGAAUGUUGGAUCGUAUAAUUUCGUUCCUACCAGCCAAGCGCCAAAUUUUGCUUUAUUCGGCAACUUUCCCUGUAACUGUCGAGGAGUUUAUGAGGAAACACAUUGAUAACCCAUAUGAAAUCAAUUUGAUGGAAGAACUAACACUGAAAGGUGUCACGCAAUACUACGCUUUCGUCCAAGAACGGCAAAAAGUGCACUGCCUCAAUACGCUGUUUUCUAAAUUGCAGAUCAAUCAAAGUAUUAUCUUCUGCAACUCCACUCAACGUGUGGAACUUUUGGCUAAGAAGAUCACUGAGCUGGGCUACUCGUGCUAUUACAUUCAUGCCCGUAUGCAGCAAGCUCACAGAAACCGCGUCUUCCAUGAUUUCCGUAAUGGGCUGUGCCGUAACCUCGUGUGCUCCGAUUUGUUCACUCGUGGUAUUGACAUCCAAGCUGUGAACGUGGUCAUCAACUUCGACUUUCCCAAGAUGGCUGAAACUUACCUGCACAGGAUUGGUCGUUCGGGUCGGUUUGGACACCUGGGUAUUGCUAUCAAUCUGAUUACUUACGAAGAUCGUUUCGCCCUGCAUCGCAUUGAGAGUGAACUUAGCACUGAAAUCAAGCCCAUUCCUAAGGUCAUUGACAAAUCCCUCUACGUGGCCGAGUUCCAAGAAGAUUCCGAGGAGCAAUCAGGAAAGUAAAAAGGCGAGAGAAUGUCUUCGAAAAGCGCAUGCAUCACACAACGUCAUGAUAGGACACAAAAAAAUUGAGAAAAAAGAAAAGAAAAUGAAUCCUGUAAGUGAAAUUUAUGAAAGGUCGUUCACUGGGACCAAAUGUAUUGAAGAUCAGAAUUAAUGAAAAGCACUCAUUAGCAAUUGGAGGAGUGCUGCAGCAUGUAGGGGAAAAAAACCAUUGUACAAGAGUAAAAACAAGGAUAACUUUAAGCAUGCGCUAUCGAAAGACCGUUGUAAAUAUGUAAAUUCUCACGGUGGCGAAGAGCCAGUUUUUUUUUUUUCA
Molecule: messenger RNA, 2017 nt
Organism: Daphnia pulicaria
Lineage: Eukaryota; Metazoa; Arthropoda; Branchiopoda; Diplostraca; Daphniidae
Gene: me31B
Product: ATP-dependent RNA helicase me31b-like
Exons: 11
Coding region: 349-1701 (450 amino acids)
Biological process (GO): P-body assembly; cytoplasmic stress granule assembly
Cellular component (GO): P-body; cytoplasmic stress granule
Molecular function (GO): ATP binding; RNA helicase activity; mRNA binding
Source: RefSeq, a predicted model, not a curated record